AUGUCGACGUCGGGGCAGCAGCACUUCCGGUCCACGCAAACGCCGUCCAAGGUUCUUCACCUACGGAAUCUCCCGUGGGAGUGCUCCGAAGAAGAGCUGGUCGAGAUCUGCAAACCCUUCGGCAAUAUCGUCAAUACCAAGUGCAAUGUCGGCGCCAAUCGCAACCAAGCCUUCGUUGAAUUCGUGGAUCUUAAUCAGGCAAUUAACAUGGUUGCAUAUUGUGCUUCGGCUUCAGAACCAGCACAGGUUCGAGGCAAAACAGUCUAUAUCCAGUACUCGAACAGGCAUGAAAUUGUCAACAACAAGAGUCCUGGAGAUGUCCCAUGCAAUGUCUUGCUUGUUACAAUUGAGGGAGUUGAAGCUGGUGAUGUCAACAUUGAUGUCAUUCACUUGGUGUUCUCUGCUUUUGGCAGCAAAUCUCUGCUUAACCUGGGGGUUUUAUCAGGGAUUACACAAAUCCUUAUCUCCCUGUUAAUCCUACUGCAAUGGAAGGUUUUGUUCAGCCCGUUUUAG
This is a messenger RNA of Fraxinus pennsylvanica, 513 nucleotides long. Lineage: Eukaryota; Viridiplantae; Streptophyta; Magnoliopsida; Lamiales; Oleaceae. The record is from the annotation of a GenBank genome assembly.